Molecule: messenger RNA, 987 nt
Organism: Didymosphaeria variabile
Lineage: Eukaryota; Fungi; Ascomycota; Dothideomycetes; Pleosporales; Didymosphaeriaceae
Exons: 3
Coding region: 1-987 (328 amino acids)
Source: RefSeq, a predicted model, not a curated record
AUGACCGUCAGCAGCAGGUUCACACCGCUUUCCAGUCAAAUGACUCGUUUCAGAGCUUUUCCGAAGCUCUCGAAAAUGCGCACAGCAAUAUCCACACCAUCACCGGGGGUUAUGGGCAAGAUCCGCACGGGAGCGAGUUACAUGGGCAUAUCUCUAUAUACAACGGCCAACCCUACGGCCUGGCUGGAACCGGCCGCUGUCGGUAGCGACCGAAAUAGAGCUACGUUCUGGGUCCCCUCGCCUGGAACAACUGAUGCCAACACUGGACUUCCACCAUUUUGGAAGAAUGAGAACGAGUUCUGGACCUCGAAUGAUGCUCAUCACACCGACGUCUUCGGUUACGCUUAUCCAGAAACCCAGUAUUGGGAAUUUGCAUCGGAUGAGGAAUGGAGAAGCAACGUUCGAGGCAUGAUUCAGAGUCUGUAUCCGAAUAGUGCUCGGUCAACUCUAGCCAAUGCUGUCGCAACCGGUAGCACCCUCACACACGUUGUUGACGAGGACAAAACAUUCACGGAUUGGGUUAUUCAUGUCACAGCGUCCGCAACGGAGAUGCCACCAAUUUUCAGAGCCAUGUUCUCAUUUGCUGGAGAUUUUUCUUCGGACGCAAGCACUGAGGUUGGCAUGUGGACGAGGAUGAUCGUCGACAGCCCUGAAGCCAGCGCAUGGAAAGCCCGUGAGGCUGAGCGAGAUAAGAAGCGCUUUAGCACAAUCGAUCAAGGCUUGACCAAUACCAUCGGCCUAACUUCGAGCCUGUUGGACCAAAUCACGGCUGGGAAGUUAGAGAGCCUCGACUCUGAAGCAGUGCUGCCGUAUCUCAAGGCGCAUCUGACGUGGCUUGUCUAUGCGGGAGUGGACGGCAAACGUAUGACACCCGCGCAGCUAGAUAGCUUCAGCGUUGAGAUUACCAGCACGAAGGUUCACAUUCCGAAUGAUCCUGCUCAACCGCUCGAUUAUAGCAAUACGACAUCGUAUCCUAUGGGUAGUUGA